AUCAUUUUCCUCCCGAUUUCCGACGGAAAACGAGAGAAUCCAUCGCUCCCGUCUCCGAAUCGCUCCCGUCUCUGAAACCUUCGCUCCCGUCUCUACCAUGUCUUCACGCUCACCUCUCUAAACCUAAUCGUGCCUCUCAUAAUCGUGCCUCUCAUCUCUGAACAUCGAUCGCAGCCCUAAUUGCUGCGAUAAACAAUCGCAACCCUAAUUGCGAUAAACCGCCGUCUCUCUCCAUUCAAUUGUCACUGAAUUUCUUCGGUUUUGCUGCAAUGUCUUCUCGCCAAAACACAUCAAUGCCUAGGCGUAAGUUUGUGCCACCAAACGUACACCAUCAAUUUCCCGUGGAAACAAUAUCUGACCCAAUUUUUCAUCAAAAUCAAAGACCCACAAAAAGCACUAUAAGAAGGCCCUCUAUUCUUCUUCAUCUGGGGUGAGCGAUCGUGAAUUUGAAGCUUUUUCAGACACUCAAUUUGUGCACGACACUGAGCAUAUGGAUGUAGAUGAUGAUGAGGAGCGAUGGGAAAAAUUCAGAAAGUGGGCUGCUGCUUGUGUUGUAGCCUAUGCCACCUAUGCUAUUUUUCUUAUCUCAUUAAUUCGAGGGCCAAAUCACAAAAAUGAUGAGAGUAUAAUAGAAAGAGACUAUGAAAGGCAAAGUUUGAUAAGACGUUUGAAAAAUAUGAAUGAUGAGGACUGUCGUGAACAGUUACGAAUGAGGAAAGGUGCAUUUGCAAAUCUAGUAAAUAUUCUUAGAGGAAGAGGUCUUCUUCGAGAUACUCGACAUAGUAGCAUAGAGGAGCAAGUAGCAAGGUUUCUUUAUGUAGUAGGUCAUAAUUUAAGGAAUAGAAAAAUUAAGUUUGAUUUCAGGCGUUCCGGUGAAACUAUAAGUCGCCAAUUUAAACAAGUGCUUAAAGCUAUAAUCUCUUUAGAAGAUUUGCUUUUAAAGCAAAAUGAUGGAAAGAGUGCCCUAUAGAGAUCAAGAACAACUCCAGAUACUAUCCAUAUUUUAAGGGCUACAGGAGUGUAUAGGUGCACUUGAUGGCUCACACUUUCGUGUGAAAGUAUCGAGUGGUGAUGCACCAAGAUAUCGAGGGCGUAAAUCAUACCCAACUCAAAAUGUUCUUGCCGCAUGCACCUUUGAUCUAAAGUUUACCUAUGUUAUGUCUGGUUGGGAAGGAUCAGCCUCGGAUUCUAGAAUAUUGAAAGACGCUUUAACUAAAGAGCAUGACCGCUUAAUAGUCCCUCAAGGAAAAUACUUUUUGGUUGAUGCUGGUUAUCAACUAAAAACUGGAUUUCUUGCUCCUUUUCGGGGUACUCGCUAUCAUUUGAAGGAGUUUAGUCUUCACGAACCACAAAACUCGCGUGAACUUUUCAACCUACGACAUGCUUCCUUAAGGAAUGCAAUUGAACGAGCUUUUGGAGUUCUAAAGAAGAAGUUUCCGAUGUUACGAAGUGGAGCAGAAUCUCAUUUCAACGUGGAUACUCAAGCAGACAUUGUGCUAGCAUGUUGCAUUCUUCAUAAUUACCUUAUGGGUGUUGAAACAAUUUGGUUUUUCUUUUGAAUGCUUUUUGUCAUUUUAUGAUGGAUAUUGUGAAAUUUUAUAGUAUUUUGACACUAACAUCUAUUGUAACUUUCCUAUUACUUUUAUUAAUUUAGUAUGAAGAUAAUACAGAGGACUUGACUGGCAGUGAAAAAAAGAAUUUCAAGUGGAGUGUUGACAUGGAUGAAUUCCUUCUUGAUUCUCUCAUGGAGCAAAAGCUAAAAGGACAAAAGAUCGGUGGAGUUUUCUCAAGUACAGCUUACAAUGUGGUAUCAAAAAAUGUCUCUUCUAAGUUUAAUAUCCUAUGUGGUCCUACUCAUAUCAGGAAUCGUCUUAAGACAUUGAAGAAACACCUUGGCAUGGUUAAAGAUAUUAUGCAAAAUGGCAGCGGAUUUGGCUUUAAUUUUUCAACCAAAAUGCUUGAAGCUGAGGAAGGGGUAUGGGAUGCCUACCUUAAGGCAAAGCCAAAAGCUGCAUUCUUGAAAUAUAAUCCAAUUCCAUGCUAUGAAAUCUUGGAUGAGUUGUUUGGAAAAGACCGUGCUACAGGGAGUCGGGCAGUCAGUGCCAAACAACGACAGAUGCAAUGGGCAAAAGAACAAAAUUAUAUGGAGGAGAAUGAAGAAGAUGCAGUGAAUGAUGAAGUUGGUAAACAAAAUAAUAAUGAAGAAUCUUCUACAUCAAAGAUCGAAGAACCAAAGAAGAAGAAGACAAGAAUGGUAGAUGUAGUAAGUGAAGAAAUAUCACUUUUGACUGCUAGCAUAGGCGAAGUUGCUACUGCAAUUAAACUUGGUAACCAACGCAAUUAUACUGAAGAAGAUUUGUUCGAUGAGAUUGCUUCAGUUGGUGGAAUGUCCGAGUUCUCUCAAAUGACUAUAUAUCAAAAGCUUACUGGUGAUGUGAGCGCUGCUCGUGCUUUUCACAAGUGUCCAACGGUGCAUAAAAAGUUGUGGCUAUGCGUAAAAUUUGGUGAAGAAAUUUUUGAUGAUGAAUUGGUGUAGAUGUGCGCCCUGCUUGUGCACCCUGCUCUGUGUCUGGACGGGGGAUUUGUUACUAUUUUCGUUUAUUAUGCUUUAUGCAUAUAGAGAUGUUUAUUAUGUUGCCUCUUGUUAGAAGGGUUUGUCUCUCCACAUUUUGGUCUUGUUUCACAACCAGUAUAAUGCUUCUUUUUAUGUGUUUUGUCUCAUUGUGUGUCUCCUUUUAUGCUUCUUUAUUUUCUUGUUUAAAAAAUUCAUAGCUCUUUU
Molecule: messenger RNA, 2779 nt
Organism: Cuscuta campestris
Lineage: Eukaryota; Viridiplantae; Streptophyta; Magnoliopsida; Solanales; Convolvulaceae
Source: the annotation of a GenBank genome assembly